Prorocentrum cordatum is the source of this 5750-nucleotide messenger RNA. NCBI's taxonomy places the organism in Eukaryota, Dinophyceae, Prorocentrales, Prorocentraceae. The record is from the annotation of a GenBank genome assembly.
AUGUCGGAGGUUGCCUCGGGGCUGGCGAGGCGGGCGUACUGGUUGUGUGCUAAGCGCGGCUGUAACGCUUGGAACUGGUGUGACAAGCGAUGGACGUGCAAGGAGUGCGGCACCAGUGCUCCCCCAUGGACGAAGGAAUACCGCUCCGACAAGGCCCCCCCGCGGGUGGACGCAGACGGGUUCGUGCAGCAACCCAGGGGAAGGGCUGCGCAGCGCGCGGCGAAGCGCUCGGCCUCCCAGCGGGCCCUCUCUGGGAGUACCGCGCCCAGCAGCGCCCCCAACAGCAGGGCACGGCGAGCGCGACCUUGGGGAGAGGCCAAGACCCAGAUCGAGGAGCUGCAGGCGCAGCUCGUGGCGGCCAGGGAGCGCGUCGACACGCUCCAGGGGGCCUCGGCGCUCGGGCUCUCGGCGGACUUUCAGCGUGAGGCGGAGAAUGCCCUCCAGCAGGGCAAGGACCAGGUCGCCGCCCUGGAGCUGGCCGUCCAGGAGGCCCAGCGGACGGAGCGCCCCCCUCACUCGGUGCUCCACAUCGAGGCCAACGCCAUACAGAAGGUCGAGCGCCAGCUGGCCACGGCACGCACCAAGAGGGAGAAGCUCCAGCUGCAGGCGUCCGAGCUGCGCGAACUCAUCGCGGAGAAGCAGGAGCAGCUGUCCGCAGCCGAGUUGGGAGUGGAUGAGGUCACGGGGCAGAUUGCCGAGCUGGAAGAGACCAGAGCCAAGGUCACGCAGCAGGCGAUCCAGCGGGCCAACGCGGCUGUCGGAGGCGUUCCGAGCCCGCUUGGGGACGCAGUCCAGGGGUUGCUCACUCAAGUCGGCGCCCUGUCGGAUCUCCUCAAGCAGCACGGAGCCGAGCUGCCCCCCAGGUUUUCCGAGAUCGUCGGCAUUCUCAACACGCAGAAGGAGGCGGUCGCUCAUGUGCUCAGGCCCAGCAGCAGCUCGGCCAGGAAGCGUUGGGGCGACUGCGUCGGUGACGACGGCUUCGCGACUGAGGAUGACGACAUGCCGCUCGAUAUCGCAGGGCCUACCGCGGCUGGGCCGCCAGCCUCGCGGGCCAGGCCAGCGGACGGGCCCUACGGCCCUGCAGCGGCCCGCGGCCAGCACGGGGCGACCCUGGGCGCGUGGCCUCAGGUGGAGCCGUGCCUCGCCAAGGCCCUCGCCGAGCAAGGGGCGGCCCUCUCGGACGGCGACCCCUUGGCGGCGGGCGGCGCCGUGCGCCCUUGCCCGAGGGGCACGGCGGGCCUGGUGUCGGGCGCUGGUGAGCGCGCAGCUCGCGAGGCAGCCGUCAUCGGCAAGGCGCCGCUGGUUGACAGUGCAGGAGGCCAGCAGCUUCGAUCUGGCCUCGUCAUGUUCGGCUGCAAUGGCAACACUUGGAGCAGGAGCAUUGAGGCCAUUGAGGCCUUCUUCAAGGCGUACGGCUACUGGCCCGACGUAGUGGCGCUGCAGGAGACGAGGCUCCCGCAUGAGCGCCUGCCCAGUGCGGCGGCUCAGGCCCGCGGCCUGGGUUACGCGGCCUUCCUCCACGAGGCAGCGCUGACGGAGAAGCAGGGGCCCCAGGCGACCUCAGGCGGCGUGGCGAUUCUGGUGCGAGACGGCUUGCAGGCCGACGAGUCUGCGUACCCGCUGCCCUCGGCCUUGCGGCACCGCCUCAUCGGAGUGGAGGUCGCCGCCGCCUCUGGCCUGCGGUUCCUGGUGCUCGCUGGGUAUUUUCAGCACUCUGUGGGCCCUCGAGGCACCAACCUGGACAUGUUUUCGGCCAUCUCGGAGGCGACGUGCCAUGCCGAGGGCUGCGACCACCUCUACGACUGGUUCGUGGCUUCCGCGGCGUGGCAGCCUGAUGUUCGGGCAGAUGCGUUGGUGGAGGUUCCGUCCAGGCCCGCACGCUUCCCCGAAGUUGCCCCUGAGCUCCUUCGGGCGCACGAGGACGCCGAGAUUGUGUGCUACACGGUUGGCAAGAAGGGACAGGUCGCGCCUAGGGGCGUCUCGUGGUCCUGGGACGCAGGCACUCCACCGACCAACCUCUCCGUCGCCUUCAGCGAGUGGGCGGCAGCUGCCGAAGGCACCCUGGUCGGCAUCCACGGCAUCGGCCAGGCAGACUUGGCCCGUCAUCUCGGCAGAGGAGAGGGGCCUAGGCUGUCCCUCAAGCCUCUCAGUGCCCUGGUCAGGCGGGAUGCCAGGUUCAGGUUCAGCCUCCUCACGCACCGCUUGAGGAGCUGCCUGGACGUGGCCCUCCAGCGGGUGCGCGCGGAGAGGACUGGCCGCUGGCACCCUCGGCAUGCAGACUGGUACGGGCACCAGGCCGAGCUCAGGGCGCAGCUCUUGCUAGAGGCGGUGCAGGAGGCUGCCGACUCGGUCGGUGGGGCUCUCCCUGGCGCAGCUCCUGAUCGACUAGGCGACCUGGUGUUUCAAGCGGGCGUCCACGGCAGCCCUGAUGCUGUUCGGGAUCUUCAAGGGCUGCUCAGUGUAUCGCAGCGCCGCGACGCGGCUCAGAGCGCCCAGGCCUGGCGCAACUGGGCACAGACAGCGGUCGAGAAGGGCGGUCGUCUGGCCCACCGCUUCUCGAAGGCGACGCCCCCGCCGACGGUCAGGGACGCUGGCUCGGGCAGGAGGCUGGUUGGGAUGGCAGCGAUUGGAGAGCUCACGAGUGUCUGGCAGAAGCUGUGGCUCCAGGAAGGGUUUGCCCUUGGCGCAGGGGCCAGCAGCUGGGACGUUGGCGAGUGGCGGCUGCCACCCAUCUCGCUGGAGCAGCUCCAGGCAGCCUGCAAGCGCUACAGCCCCUCGGUGGGUCUCGGGUGCGACUCCCUGCACCCUCGGCAGAUCCUCCUGCUGCCCGUGGCGCUGCAGCAGCGCAUCCUGGACAUCCUAGCGGCCUACGACGACGCCCCUGCAUCGAUCAACGGGCAGGCGAACCAGCAGUUCGAGGCCGCGAGCCUCUUCCUGGACAUCAGCAAGUUCUACGAGCAUGUGCGUCACGAUGUUCUCUGGGCGAAUGCUGUACGUUUCGGGUUCAACCUCAGGCUGCUGCGCGGCCUCCUCACCUCCUACCAGGCCCCUAGGAUGAUCCUUGCGGCGGGCAUGGCUUCCCCCGCCUUCGGCACUACUGGUACGGUGUUGGCUGGGUGUGCGUGUGCGACAGCAGUUGCGAAGCUCCCAGUCCUGGGCGCCCUCCUGGCCGCGGGGGCGACGUGCCCGCUGGUCACGCCGAGGAAUGUGGUCGAUGACAUCUCGCUCCAGGCGGUCGGCACGGCCCGACUCGUGAAGCAGCAGAUGUUGGCCUCCAGCUGUGCAGUGGUCCGCCAGCUGCGAGAGCAGCACCUCCCACUCAACGAGAGUAAGUCGGUCUUCCUGGCCUCGUCGCCGCAGCUCGCCAAGGAGCUCUCCGAGGAGUGGGCUGCGCAGGGCUUGGCCUUCAAGAGGGGACUACAGGCGAGGAACCUCGGCACCGACGCCAACAUCACUCGUCGUGGAGUGCAUGAAGGUGCUGUGCGUGCGGUCGGCGGCCUUCGGCGAGGACGCAGGCUAGGGGUGCUUCGCUCAGCUGGUGCGGCGACCGAGAUGGUCCACCGUGCUGGGCCCACCGCGGCGAUGCUGUGGGGGCGUACUGUGACGGGUGUACUUGAUAGGGAGCUUCAUUCGUGGCGCUUGGCGGCUGUGCGCUCGGCUGGGAAGUUCCCUAAGGGCGCCUCACUCGGGCUGAGACUCAGAGCGGCGGAGGUCAUGCGGUCCAUCGACCUCGACCCGAGCCCCGCGCUGCUUCGUGCCGCAGUGCAGAUGGCGGCCAGCCUCCUUCAGACGGGGGAGGUCCCGCAGCGCAUGUUCGAGACGGCCUUGCAGGAGGCGGAGCGGAGGCACGCGGGAGCAGCAGCCCCAUGGGCGCACUGCCGUACGCCGGUGGAUGCCUUGGCCCUCUCGCUCACCAGGGUGGGCUGGAGGCUCGUCCAAGGCACCCGCCUCGCCACCGACGACGGCCACAUCCUGGACCUGCGCAUGAUGGGGCCGCGCGAGCUGGGCCUGCUGGCAGCGGCAGGGGCGCGGCGUGCUUCGGACAGGUCGGAGCUGGCCCGCCUCGGCCACGGUGCGCUCCCCCCGUCGCCCCUGUUCUGGGAGGCCUUCUCGGAGGUCCUUGGGCCUGGCAGCAAGCUCAGCCCCAGGGAGAAGGCGGCGGUGGUGAGUUUCCUUUCCAACGCCCACUGGCCCCAGACCCGUCUGCACUCGGCGGGGGAGAGGGAGCACGCUCGCUGCUGCGCUUGCGAUGCCUCCCGCGGCAGCCUCUGGCACAGGCUGUUCGAGUGUCCAGUCCUCGCGGGGCCGAGGCGCGACUCUACCUCCGACCGCCUACGGCGCUGCGCACACCGUGCACGUGGCCGCGGUGAGGAGGCGGGGGAAUGCUUCGCGCGCUGCUGGCUUCCGCAGCCCCCGAGGGCCGCCCCGAGGUCGGAUGCCAUGGCGGUCAUGUGGUGCAAUCGCCCCGCUGACGGUCUCCUCGGGGGGCGCCUCUACCUGGAUGGGUCGGCGCUCGACCCCGAGCACGAGAGCCUACGGCGUGCGGGUUGGAGCAUCGUGCAGUGCGACUCCGACGGCAACAUGGAGUGCGCGGUGUACGGCAGCGUGCGCCAAGACCUCUGCCCUUUCCAGACGGCGAAGGACGGCGAGGAUUUCGCGGUCUGGAUGCUUUCUCGCUUCCUGGGCCCGAGUGUGGACGAGAUCCUCAUCGAUUGUGCGUCUACGGUCAGCUGCCUCACGUUGGGCAAGAGGUACGCGACGGCAGCCAACAAGCCCAAUGCCCAUCUCUGGGAGGGGAUCUACGCUUCGCUGGACGUGGACAUUCUCAAGGUUACCAAAGUGGCGGCCCACUGCACCGCCAGAGACGUGAUGGAUGGCAAGAUCACGGAGUCGGACCUCCGCGGCAACGGUCAUGCAGACCGCUGGGCCAAGGCAGGUGCGGAGCUGCACCGCGCCAGCCCCGUGGCCAGGCGCGAGUUCUUCGGCACGAUGGAGGUGGUGAGGGAGCUCUCAUGCUGGGUGGCGCAAGCCUCCCUCAUCUGGCAGGGGAUCGAGGUCAAGGACUGCGAGGGCCUACCCGAGGGCAGCGAGCGGACGGCUGUCUCCUUCGCCGUGCCCGUGGUGGAGCCCGCCAGCAGCCGCCCGUCCGACUCGGGUUCGGGCGACGGGUGGGCGUCGGCGGCGCGCGCUGGUGGCGUAUCCCUCGGCGCGACGGCCUUCGUCGUCGCUGGCCACGUCCUGGCCUUCGCCAGGUGCGGGGAGGGCGCCGCCGAGCAGGAGCUGAUGGCGUGCACCCGCUGCGGGGCGUGCGCGCGGCUGGGCGGACGCUCAGGCGCGGCGCCCAAGCUCAAGGAGCAAUGCCCAGGGUCUUCUGGGCUUCCCAAGGGCAGGCGAGACCAGAAGGCGCGCUGGCUGCAGGGGCGGCAUCCUGCUGGCACGCCCCACAGCGGCAGCAAGCGGGUCGGCGCGACAGUGCCCAGCCUGCGCAAGGAGGACGUGGUGCCGAUGGACGCCAGGGUGCGCUUCCUGCAGUGGCUGGGGGUCCGCCCCGAGGAUGCCCCUGGCGGCGAGGCCGCCGGCGCCAGCAGCGGGCCCCCCGGCGGCGCGGCGGCCGCUGCCGAGGAGGCGGCAGAGCCGUUGGCGCCUGGCCCCGCGGGGGCCUCGAGGGAGGCAUGGCUGAGCGCCUACGGACUUGACGAGGCGAGCCUCCUCGAGUGGUCAGCCGCGGCUGAGACGGCGCGCGAGGACAG